This is a messenger RNA of Pyrus x bretschneideri (Chinese white pear), 1681 nucleotides long. RefSeq lists its product as uncharacterized. The record is from RefSeq and is a predicted model, not a curated record. Gene Ontology annotation, biological process: protein transport. Bases 252 to 1598 code for a protein of 448 amino acids. NCBI's taxonomy places the organism in Eukaryota, Viridiplantae, Streptophyta, Magnoliopsida, Rosales, Rosaceae. The transcript is spliced from 7 exons.
UUCCCAGAAAAAAACAUACACACACAUAUAUAAGUGUAUAUAUUUUUUUAUGUGUGUAUAACAGCUCCGAAUUCUUGAUUUUCGAGUUCUGUUCUUCGUGGUGAUCCCAAUUCGAAGGCAUUGUUGUUUCUCUGUUUCUUGCUUCGAAAGCCAAAAAUACCGAUUUGCUUUCCUUCUGGGUUUUCUUGAAUCUGAUUCUUGGAGUGGACCGCCCAGGUUUUGUGAUUUUUUCAUAAUCAUCAGAGGACAAGAUGCUGAGGGCGUUCCGAAAGCCGAAAUUCGUCACCAAAUGCAAAUCGGAUAUAAAGAUGACGAAGAUGCGGAUCGAGGCGAUAAAGAAGAAGAGGAGCGCGGUGCAGAAGUUUUUGAAGAGCGACGUAGCUGAUCUUUUGAGGAGUGGCCGUGACAUCAAUGCAUACGGCAGGGCUGAAGGGCUUCUAGUUGAGCAAAAUAUGUCUGCCUGUUACGAAUCAACUGAGGGCUUUCUUGGAUGCAUCUCGACUCAUCUUCCUCUCAUACAAAGUCAGAGUGAGUGCCCAGAGGAAUGCAAGGAAGCUGUUCGGUCAAUUAUGUACGCAGCAGCACGAUUUGCUGAUUUGCCAGAACUCCGCGACCUCAGAACUCUGUUUAGUGAAAAGUAUGGAAAUUCCCUCGAACCUUUUCUGAAUAAAGAGUUUGUGGAGAGGUUGAAGUCAAAGCCUCCUACGAAGGAGAUGAAGAUUCAGUUAAUGCACGACAUAGCACAAGAAUUUUCGAUUGAAUGGGAUUCAAAAGCUUUGGAACAGAAACUGAAUACUAAUACUCCACCGGCAUCUGACCAAGGCCAGCGCAGGUGUAGAUCUCCAGUUGACAGCGAUGACGAUAUGCACAAAUCACAUAAAAGGCAGGACAAUGCUUUCCCAAAGAGCAGAAACCAGGAGGGUGACUCUUAUGACAGAUACAAGCUGCAGAGCAGCAGUGAAGACGAAACAACAACAGAUGUAUCCCAAUCUGCCCCAAAAUAUUCUUCAAGCUCAAUAGGAAGUACAUCCGGGGAUGAAGCAGAUACCAGCAAGAUGCCCUUCUACUCCAAGUUUAUUCCACCGCCUUACUACAAAUCAAGACCUGAAAAAAAGGAAAGCAGCCACGUCGAAAAGGAAACAGAUCACCCUAGCGAUGUUUCAGUUGGCGAAGAUAAUACAAAACGAAGAUCAGUAAGGAGGGGAAACUUGAAACCACCACCAGGUCACGAGAAUCUUGGCAGGAAUGAUAAAACUAGACGUGGAGAUGAUAGUGAUUCAAUGGACGAAGAGGAGAGAAUAAUGGAUGGGCUUUUGAUGCAUUACAGCAGGAAACAGUCACCCUAUGAAUCGAGCCAGAUGAAGGGCAGUCUGGACGAUGAUGAUGCUGGUGAAUCCACAUGGAACAGAAGCAGAAGAUCUCAGCGAGAGGCUCCGUCAGCCAGAGCAUCAUCUCUCCCACCAGAGCCAACGAGUCCAAUUGAGGCACCGAAAAAGCAUGGCCGAGCAUUUUCCUUCACACCAGAUGUGCACGUGCACCCAAAGCUACCGGAGUACGAUGAACUGGCAGCUCGAAUUGCCGCUCUUAGAGGAAUAUAGAAGGACAGCAUUAGAAAUUAAAAUCUGUAAAAGUUUACUUGGUGUCAUCUUCUCUACAUCUAAUAGGAAAUAUUAUUGGAGUU